UGUUGGGCUAAGCUACAGGUGCUUGUGCAAAGAGGCAAAGGUUAGCAGUGAAAUAUUAAACAGUCUGAAACUGCAGCAUUACAUGCUCUAGAAGAUUUCAGCAGGGUGCAGGAUGAAGAUUGAUAUCCAUAAUCAUAUUCUGCCCAAGGAAUGGCCCAAUCUAAAAGAGAGGUAUGGAUAUGAUGGAUUCGUCCAGCUGCACCACCACUGUAAAGUGAGUCAGUACAACAAUUAUAUUUUCAAAAUAUAUUCACUUCAGGGAGAGGCAAAAAUGAUGAAGGAUGGGAAAGUGUUCCGGGUGAUUCAGGAAAACUGCUGGGACGCCGAGGCUCGGAUACGGGACAUGGAUAAGCAUGGUGUAACGGUGCAAGCUCUUUCUACAGUACCUGUAAUGUUCAGCUACUGGGCCAAACCUCAUGAUACUCUGGAUCUGUGUGGGAUUCUGAAUGAUGACCUGGCAGCCACUGUCCAGCGGUACCCUAAGCGUUUGGUUGGCCUGGGAACGCUGCCCAUGCAGGCUCCUGAGCUGGCUGUGCAGGAGAUGAGACGCUGUGUGAAGGAGCUGGGCUUCCCGGGAGUGCAAAUUGGUUCACACAUCAACAACUGGGACCUCAACGCACCUGAGCUUCAUCCCAUCUAUGCUGCUGCAGAGGAGCUAAACUGUGCAAUAUUCGUGCACCCCUGGGAUAUGCAGACAGAUGGCAGAAUGGCCAAAUAUUGGCUGCCAUGGCUAGUUGGUAUGCCUUCAGAAACUACAAUGGCAAUCUGCUCUAUGAUAUUUGGGGGUAUUUUUGAGAGAUUCCCUAAGCUAAAGGUGUGCUUUGCUCAUGGAGGUGGUGCUUUUCCGUACACCGUUGGACGAAUCGAGCACGGCUUCAAUGUGCGGCCAGACCUGUGCGCUACGGACAAUAAGAUCAAUCCACGCAAAUAUUUAGGAUCCUUUUACACCGAUUCUUUGGUCCAUGACCCCCUCGCUCUUCAGUUACUUGUUGAUGUCAUAGGAAAGGAUAAAGUAAUGUUAGGAACAGAUUACCCAUUUCCACUUGGGGAACUGGAACCAGGAACAUUAAUAGAAUCAAUGAGUGGAUUUGACAGCAUGAUAAAGGAUAAACUCCUGGCAGGGAAUGCUCUCGAAUUUUUAGGCCUUCAGAGAAAGCAGUUUGAGUGACAUCUCUCUGCUAGCAAAAGCAGCAUAUGUUGUGUUUCCGAUGCUGGUAUGACGAUGCAGGGUGACCAGCUAAGCCAGCAUAAACCAGCUUUGUCCAGCAUGGAAUGGGCCUGUAAAAUCUGAUGGAUAUAACGACAAAGGAGUAACGUUGCUGCUAAUAUAACUGAUUUAACAUGAUCAUUUCUACCAACAAUUGUUUAGAUUUCUGAAAAGAUCCUGCCCCUCAAAUAUAACAUUAUUUUGCAAUUUCA
Molecule: messenger RNA, 1419 nt
Organism: Colossoma macropomum (tambaqui)
Lineage: Eukaryota; Metazoa; Chordata; Actinopteri; Characiformes; Serrasalmidae
Gene: acmsd
Product: aminocarboxymuconate semialdehyde decarboxylase
Exons: 10
Coding region: 113-1168 (351 amino acids)
Biological process (GO): secondary metabolic process
Cellular component (GO): cytosol; cytoplasm
Molecular function (GO): hydrolase activity; carboxy-lyase activity
Source: RefSeq, a predicted model, not a curated record